UUUGCGCCUUCCCCUCCCUCUCCAUACCAAACUGUCAUUCCGUCCUCUUUUUUUUUUCUGUUCGUGAUGGCAAUCUGACCGAGCGAGCGAUUGCAUCCGUCUCUGGUGGCUUACAUAGUAUCGGCACCGACAACGUCCGAGAGUAUCCGUCUUUUUCUUCCCACGAAGUGCGCUCGGCGAUAUCACAAGCUACACCUUCCAUUCCUUCAUCCAUUCUUUCAUUCAACUUUCUCUUCGUAGUCGCUCUCUACAAUACCUGAUCUCCGAUACUGCCGGUGGUGUUCGGACGGGUCCUCCCUCUUCAAUAGCUCACGGUUCCCUUCGUCAAAGAUUGUACAUUCCAUCACGACUCACGUCAUCUCAACUAUAUCUUUCGUCGCGUUUCACUCCAAUUACGCCUUGAUUUACGUUUCAGCUUGAAGACAUCAACAAGGAAUUUCGAGGGUCUUGGCUCAGACAACGUCGUCACCAAUUUCCACCUCAGACCGUCUUAGGAGAGACACGCUACAGUACGGUCGCCACCACCGCGUGUUGCUUCCAUCUCCAUCAGGACUUCAUAACGUCUUGCGCCAAACCGUUUUCAACUUACACCACUUUCACUUUUCCCUUCGACUUCAACCACAUCGAUAGGUAGCCAUGUUGGUCCUCAAGUCUCUGGCGCUGCUCGCCGCAGCUGUUCUGGUGACUGGACAGUCCAUCGACAGUCUGCCUACGUGUGCUCAAAACUGCUACUACUCUUCUCGUGAUGGAUUUGCGCAGUGUACUGGCGCUGAUCAGGGUAGCAUGGCAUGCCUUUGCCCCAAGACCGAUUUCUUCAGCGCCAUCCAUGACUGUGCGAAUCAGGCUUGCCAGGCUGAGUUCGGUGCGGCCGCCAGUGGGUACGCUGAUUCUGCUGUAACCGCAGCUCAGGCUGUGUGUGCAACCGCGACGGCAUCUGCUGGCGCACCACCCGCAACUUCAGCAGCUCCCGCAAACUCCGAUGCUGCGGCACCGCCGGCGAGUACUACGGUACCCGGAUCUAGUGCUCCUGCCUCUGCGGUUCCUUCUGCAGCGCCUACUUCUGUCCCGACGGAUGCCGCGGCCACGAGUGCGACGGCCCCAUCAACAGGUGCAGCUUCCACUACUGAGGGCUCCGCAUCAGCAACAUCAACUGGUGCCGGCGCGAUCGCCCCCGUGCCUACUGAGGGCUCCGGCGCCACUUCCGCUUCUUCCCCGGCGCCAACCCCUGACGACAAGGGCGAGGAUAAUCAUGCCGCUGGUGGACUCUCGUCAGGUGCUAAAGCUGGCAUUGGUGCAGGCAUCGGAGUGGGAGCCCUGGUCUUGCUUAUCGCUGUCGCCCUUGUGCUUUUCCGCAAGCGCAGCACGACGAAGGAUCACAUCAAGAUCGCCGAUCCUGUGGCGGGUGGAGGCAAUUUUGGAAACGAUCCGUACAACCAUAACAAUUUCUCGAAAGUCACAAGCCACGGCGGCAUGACCAUGAUGAGCGAGAACGAGUUGGAGUUGAAGACUCAUAGGUACGAGGAUAUGGUGCCUAGAGCGCAGCCAAGAAACAUGGUGUAAACUUGCACUGGUAGUGCUCAAGUCAUGUAUGGGAAGAGAAAUGAUGAACAAAAUAAGGAAAGACUGGAAGCAAAAUCAAAAAGAACACAAGACCACAGCGAGCGCAGGCGACCAAAGAAUAAGGGCAUAUGUAGCUGGACUUUGUAUGACCAAAGUCUUGGGCGAUUUGUAGACGGGUGUCGACACAUCGAUGGACAUGUUGCUUGGGUUCUAGCUUGAGAUUUCUCUGUAUAUAUUUGGCGGACUCGCUGCAAUGAACAUGAUUGUUCUGAUAACUUGAGGGACAUUUUGCAGUUGGUCGCAAGCAAGCUAUUUUCGACAUGGG
Molecule: messenger RNA, 1885 nt
Organism: Neurospora crassa OR74A
Lineage: Eukaryota; Fungi; Ascomycota; Sordariomycetes; Sordariales; Sordariaceae
Exons: 4
Coding region: 637-1560 (307 amino acids)
Source: RefSeq, a predicted model, not a curated record